AUGUUUAAAAGCGUCAAAGCAAAAAUUAUUGCAAGAUGGGCUUUUAAUACAAAAAAUUGGAUUCCUACAACUAAAGAAUACGAUCAAUUGUUAUCACUUGUACAAACUAACGAACAAGAGAAAAUCAAAAAAAUUAAAGUUUUGGAAAAUUUAAAGUCUUCAUUAAUUGGGAGAUUGUUGAUGAUAUUAUUAUUUAACAGAAUUUAUGGAAUUGGUUAUAGAGAAGUUGAAUUUGAUAGAACAGAAUAUAAUAAACCUAUUUUGAUUAAUCCGAAAUUAAAUAUUUUGUGUGAUUUUAAUAUUUCACAUCAUGGUGAUUGGGUUGUGUUAGUUGCUGGAGAAAAUUGUCGAAUUGGUAUUGAUUUAAUGAAGAUCGAACAACCUAAUGCUGGUUAUAAUGUUAAAAAAUUUAUUACCACAUUUAAAGAUCAAUUUACAGAAAAUGAGUUUAAUCUAUUGAUAAAUAAUCAGCAACAACAUUACAACAAAGAGGAAGUGGAAAUUCGCCAAUUGCAAAGAUUUUAUAGAUUUUGGUGCCUGAAAGAAAGUUAUGUUAAAGCUGUUGGAAUUGGAUUAUAUUUAGCUUUGAAUUCAUUUGAAUUCAGAUUGGAUGAAAAUGAAGAAAAUCUCAAAAUUAAAAAAGUAGAAGCUACUUAUGCUUGUGAUGCUUCUCCAUGUAAAGUUCCUGAUUGCUUCUGCGUCUCACAGAAUCCUCCUGUCGGCCUAGCGCUGGAUAAAACACCACAAUUUGUGCUUUUAACUUUUGAUGAUUCAAUUCAAGACCGUAGUGUGAAAGUUGCAUAUGAUCUUAUUGGAGAUAGAAAAAACCCAAAUGGUUACGCUGAUCAAAGCAAACUUCCUAAUGAUGUUAACUCUAAUGCUAGUAGCAGCAAUAAUAUCACCACCACACCUAGUGCUACACCUUCUAACAAUAGUAAUAAUCCUCAAAAUACUACAAGUGAUUCUACAAUUAUAUUUGCAAAUACUA
Entrophospora sp. SA101 is the source of this 988-nucleotide messenger RNA. The record is from the annotation of a GenBank genome assembly. Lineage: Eukaryota; Fungi; Glomeromycota; Glomeromycetes; Entrophosporales; Entrophosporaceae.